Molecule: messenger RNA, 3587 nt
Organism: Limulus polyphemus (Atlantic horseshoe crab)
Lineage: Eukaryota; Metazoa; Arthropoda; Merostomata; Xiphosura; Limulidae
Product: nuclear distribution protein nudE-like 1
Exons: 9
Coding region: 71-1018 (315 amino acids)
Biological process (GO): microtubule nucleation; cell migration; centrosome localization
Cellular component (GO): centrosome; kinesin complex; kinetochore
Molecular function (GO): microtubule binding
Source: RefSeq, a predicted model, not a curated record
UAAAAACAAAAGAACAGUGUUACAUUGUCAUUAUUUCUCAGUUUGUACUCUUGUUGCUUUGAAAGUAAGCAUGGAAGAAGAAAUGCCAAGUUUUUUAUCAUCGAGAGAAGAAGCAGCUUAUUUUAAACAGUUGGCACUGGAGUAUAAGGAAAAGUGGAAAGACAGCCAGGUGGAGCUGCAGGAGUUUCAAGAAGGAAGUCGAGAGCUAGAAAGCGAACUGGAGGCUCAACUGGUACAAGCUGAGAAGGCGAAUAAGGACUUGAGGUCGGUCAACACACGGUUGCAGCUAGAACGUGAAAGCCUACAGGAAAAAUUAGAAAAAAUACACCAGGAUAAUCAACGUCAGAUCGGUGACCUUCAACACGAGUUGUCAGUGGUCAAGGCUGAGAGAGAAGACCUUACCAAAUAUAUUCGCGAACUGGAACAAGCUAAUGAUGACCUUGAACGUUCUAAAAGGACAACAGUAUGCUCUCUUGAAGAUUUUGAAUCAAAGCUGAAUCACGCCAUUGAGAGAAAUGCAUUUCUUGAAAGUGAACUUGAUGACAAGGAGACUAUGGCUAUGAUGGUUCAGAGGUUGAAAGAUGAAGCCCGUGACCUAAGACAAGAGCUCUUGAUUCAGCAGUCUCUCGGUAAGCAAGAAAAUAACAAUAACAUUCUUGUCCUACCAUAUCUGGACAACGAUAAGAAAGUCGAGAAAAUAGAGAUAGAUUCCAACAAGUUGAAAGCAGAGAAUCACAAACAAAUAAGUUCUCCAGUGAGAGGAAUUUUAACUCAAGAAAGUAUCAAACCUCUGACUCCUUCCGCCAGAAUAUCGGCCCUGAAUAUUGUUGGAGAUCUACUUAGGAAAGUUGGGGCACUGGAGUCCAAGCUUGCUUCCUGUCGAAACUUAGUUAGAGAAAAACCCCACAUAUUUGAGGGAAGUGGAAAUAGUCCUGCUACAACACCAACGAAUGUGAAGCAGCUUAUCAAAGGAUCCCCCCUUCCCAGUCCUCAAGAGUUUAUUCCCUUACCCGUAUAAGGUUUUUAUCAACUGUAGAAGAAUACCUGUGGGACCAGAGUUCCUGUAGAAUGUCAGUAGGUGCUGGCUGUGGGUGCUAAAAGUUAAUUACUUCUCUCCGAAAACGAAAGUGAUAGAACUUCUUCGCAGAAUGAUGAUAUUCUUUUACCAAGAAUAUGAAAGUUUCUUUAUGGAGUUGGACCAUAUCAUACCAGUUUAGAAUUGUUAUUAAGUUUAAUAUUUAUAUGCCAAAAUACUUAAUGAUCAGUUUAUUUUAAAAACUACUAACUUAAAAUAUGUUGGGACGUUACAUAUAAUUUUUUAUAAUAUAUUUUCUGAGCAUAAAAAUUUAAAUUUCUGUUGACAACAAACUAAGCCUGAUUCAGCUUACAUUGGUUUUUAUAUCUUUAAUAAAAAAUUAAAUGUUGACUUUAUAAUUAGUUUUAUUUGAAGAGCUAAGCUACUUGUGUACAAAUUAAAACAAAAACUUAAGUUGCUUAUUUUUUAUGACUACAUUUGACAUGUCUUUUGAAAUGAAUCCUAUUUAACUAAACAUUAAAUCUCAAAGUCAGUAUCGUAAAAAAGGAAGCCACCUGGUAUAAGUAUAAUGACAAAAGUUGUAAUUACUCGGAGAACCGUUUUGUUCAGGAACACCCCUUGCAAGUUAACAACAAAUCGUUUCAAAGUAUCGAGUUUUGUAACGGUUAAUUUACUUACAUCAUUUCCUUAAAUCUCAAUUUUACCCAUGUUAUUACUGGUUUUAAUUUUGAUUUGUAAUAAUUGUGUAAAGACUUUUCUCCAUUAGCAUGAAAAAAAAAUACACACCUGUUUGUUGUACUUCACUAAGGUAAGUAAAAUAGCCGAUAGUUUUUUUGUCACAGACUUUCUAGUCCUAAGUGUUGUUCAUACUGCAAGUAAAUUUAAUGCCAGUUCUAUGUGUGUAGCUAUUAAUAUUAGUUUUAACAUGGAAACAAAUUCCUCCAGAAUUAGUAAGGUUAGGAAAACUCGUUCAUAGCCGAGAGUAUGAAAAUACUAGGUUCAGGAUGUUGUAGAUAACUUUUUCAUCACUGAUUGUCUGAAAGCUGUACAAAAUCAGUUGUUUGUUUCUGUGUCUGUCUAUCCUGGGUGUAUUUUUGUUUUGACUUUCAUUUUUGAUAUUGAUAUAUGAAUAUAUAUUUUCUUCUAUAUCAUUGUAAAGGAUACAAUCCAAACAUCACAGCUGUUAAGUCUUUGUUUUUAUUCAAUGUUAAAUAAAGUAUAGCUCGGUCACUAUGUAAAAUAUUGGAUUAUGAUUUUCUGUCUGUAAAAUAGUUGAUCAUGGACUAUCUGGUUAAAUAGGUUCUAAUGCAAACUAGUGGGUUCGGAUUAACAGGGCAGUUUUAUUUACAGAUGCUUAAAAUUUGACUUUAACGAUGUAACAAAAGCCAUACCUUGACUAGCUUGGAAUUAUAGUUUCAUCUGUCAUCAACUUAAUAAAGAACAGAGCAGAGGUUUUAUUGUAGUUUGGAUUGAGAAGAUUACUUGACGAAACUGUUAAAGUUUGUUUACUCACUUUUAUACUCCAUGAUUUAAAAAGAACACUUGAAGGUGUGUAGUCUUCCAGAGAGCUCUAACCUUUAUGUUAUUAAGUUUUCUUUGUUAGUUAUUGUAAGGUUCACAGCUGGUAACUAAAACUAGUUGAAAAAUGCAGUUCUAAGCUAAUACCAACUGACAUCAAUCCAUUUAGGUUGAUGGUAAGAAAUGAUUUAAAUAUACAAAAAAUUUAAACCUAGAAAAAUGUUCACUUAUUAUAUCCCACAAUCUCUAUAAAUAUUGAGAUCUUCACAAGAAAUUAUGAUGCUGUAUGUUAUGAUAUAAUUCUGUAUGAUCUUGUGAGAAAUAUGGGAAGUAUUGUAAUUGAAAAAAAAUAACACUCCUUUUCAAAAAGUUCUUUACAGUUUCAUAUAAAUAUUCCUAAACUCUAAAAGGUUUAAAUCAUGUACAUUUUAAAUGUAUUUCAGGGCAGAGCAAGGAAUAACUGUGACUUACAAAUCCUGUCUUGAGAUGUAAUAAUAGUAUUAACGUUCUGUACAUAAACUUUAUACAAAUAUAUAUUUUUUUAAAUAUUUGAAAGUGUUAUAAAUUAACGUUCAGAAUUGUAGAUUAAAACAGAUUUAAGAUGAUUUUUUACGUUUAAGGUUUGGACUUAGUACGGACUGUGUGUUUACUACUAGUUAUUGGAAAUUAAAAGUUGUUUCUGUAUUGAAUAGGUUUUAUAGGUUAUUUUAUUUUUUUCCGUAUUACAAGUCUUAACAUUAGACUGAGUUAAGACUACCAGUUUCAACAAGUUCAACUAUUAAUAACGUUGUAAAUUCCUCUAUUUAUUAUCAAAGGAGUGGAUUUUAGACUGAUUUAAAGUUCACCCACAAAAAUAUAUUAAUCAAAAAUCUAGCAAAGAAAUUCCUAGAAUUAACUCUAACUUCUGUAUGUAUAAAUACAAUUUUAUAAAGCAGGUGAAUAAUAAUAUAAAAUGACGUUGUAGAAAAUGUUUCUCAUUUAGAUCCUGAUUUUCCCAUGUUGUAGUUCUAUGAAAUAAAUAGUGUAGUGCUGA